Molecule: messenger RNA, 186 nt
Organism: Penicillium samsonianum
Lineage: Eukaryota; Fungi; Ascomycota; Eurotiomycetes; Eurotiales; Aspergillaceae
Exons: 1
Coding region: 1-186 (61 amino acids)
Source: RefSeq, a predicted model, not a curated record
AUGACGCAAUGGAUCCUUGCUCCGUCACACGGUGGAUCAUCAACCCCCCUGCUGAAGGAUGCAGUCAUCUUCAAGUUCAACAUGAAGUUCGGCGCCAACACAGUUUGGAGAACAAUGGACUUGACUGGCGGAGCUCAGGUGAUAUUAGUGAAUGUGUGCUUCUAUGACGACCAUGUGCUACGGUAG